Messenger RNA from Rotaria sp. Silwood1, 846 nucleotides. Lineage: Eukaryota; Metazoa; Rotifera; Eurotatoria; Philodinida; Philodinidae. The record is from the annotation of a GenBank genome assembly.
AUGGUAAAUGAAGAAAACGAUGAACCUGUUGUAUGUUCAUCUGAUCGUCAUGAACCAACACCUAGUCAAUUAUCAAUAGUAACAUGGUUUUAUAAUAUGAUGAUCUAUUGGUACUGGUAUCAGUUAUUGCUAAUCUCACUUGGUUUAAGUAUUGGUCUGUCUUGGCAAUGGCUAAUAUUAGUAUUAGUCAUCAUUGGUAUCCGUAUUGUUAGAUCUUCAACACAGAUCUCGAACCAUCAACGUGAUGGAAGAUAUCGCAAUUCUCAAACAUCUCAUUCAAACAAUUCACGUUCUAAUCGAAAUAGACAUGUAGUAAAUGGUAUUCCUCAACCAUCGGCUAUUGUCUUAACUGCAUUUAUACUCUUCGCAGCUGUUAUAAUCUUGACUUAUACACCAUUAGAAAUUCAAGAUACACAACCGCAUGAUAUCAUAAUGCCUAACAAUAUGAACAGCAUGCAUCAAAAUCUUCCUAUAAAUAAUGAAAAUAGUGGCAUCAAUGAAGAUGCAACAUUAUAUAAUAAUUCCGAUGAUGAUAUUACAACAACACUUACACCUUAUGAAGCAAAUAUUCAGGCCAUCGUUAGAGGAAGUAUUGCAACCGAAACAGUUGAUAAUGAAACAUAUAAUCUGAAUCAUGUUGAUUUGAUCGACAUUGAAACUCAAAUACUUUUGAAUUAUGAUAGUAAUGAAGAAAAUGAACAAAUUGUUAGUUCUGAAAUUGGGUCUUAUAUGGAUGAUGAAGAUGAUUCGACUGAUGAUACUGGAAUAGGUCUUGAUUCUGACAAUGAUUUUUAUACGAAUUCUGGAAGUGAUUCGAACGAUGAUCAAACCGAUGAUAACAAGUAA